AUGAAAUCUAGGUGGACUGGACCAUUCACAGUGGUUAAGGUAUUCCCAUAUGGUGAUAUAGAAAUAAAGCCUGAUGGUGACAUCCCGUUCAAGGUAAACGAGCAGCGAAUGAAGCACUACAUGGGAAACCUAAAGAAAGAUGAUGACGAGGAUGAUGAUGCUGGAGAUGAUGAUGAGGAUGAUGACGAUGAUGAUGAUGAUGACGAAGAUGACGAUGAUGACGAUGGAAAUGACGAUGAUACUUCCUUCGAACUGAGGUCUAAAGUUGUUACCAGAAUACCUAUUAAAUGGGAUGAAAUUGACUUUCCAAAAGAAUGGAUCCUAGAGAAUGCAGCCCCUCCUCAAAAUAAUCAUAAUAGCGAGAUUUUAGAAGAAGAACAGGCCGCUGAUGGCACUGUAAAUAUCAAAUUUUCUGAUUCUUUGCCUCUACUUAAUAGGGCUGAUGAUUUGCGUACAACAUCAUCAUUGAGACUAACAAGAUCAACAUCUUCUUACAUAUCCCCUGUUGAUUAUAUUGUUAGAUCUCCAUAA
Molecule: messenger RNA, 531 nt
Organism: Capsicum annuum
Lineage: Eukaryota; Viridiplantae; Streptophyta; Magnoliopsida; Solanales; Solanaceae
Product: eisosome protein SEG2-like
Exons: 4
Coding region: 1-531 (176 amino acids)
Source: RefSeq, a predicted model, not a curated record